This is a messenger RNA of Wallemia ichthyophaga EXF-994, 690 nucleotides long. RefSeq names its product Inner nuclear membrane protein SRC1. The record is from RefSeq and is a predicted model, not a curated record. NCBI's taxonomy places the organism in Eukaryota, Fungi, Basidiomycota, Wallemiomycetes, Wallemiales, Wallemiaceae. Gene Ontology annotation, molecular function: chromatin binding. The transcript has 4 exons. Gene Ontology annotation, cellular component: nuclear inner membrane. Bases 1 to 690 code for a protein of 229 amino acids.
AUGGCUGCAGAUGUCGCUGUUCACCUCUUAUCCACCCUUGAAAAACAUAGAGGUGAUGUUACUUGUGGUAAUUUAAAGCGUAAAAGGGGUUUGAGUGAUAUCGACGCAUUUUCACUCAGCGAGGUUGAUGUUUACGCCUUUAUUUCGGCACUUAAGGAUAAGACCAUCUCUCAAGAUGAGUUCGACGAUAUUUACCAAUUGGCUGUGAAGGAUCUGGUCGAUAAUGAGGAAAUAGACACUGUGAGGAGGGAUAAUGGUAUAAACCUCCUCAUUGCUCGUAAUGCUCAAAUCAGUCUCGGAUGCAGACUCCGGCUGAAACUGUCCUCUAUUGCUAGGAAAUGGCGCCUCGAAUUCUGCACCUUGGUCGCCCUUUUCCUCGGAUACACCUUCGCUUUGACGAAAAUAAGACGCGCGACGGCAGAGAAGAAACGAGUGAAAGAAUUGGUCAAGUAUACGAUCGAACAUGUGCGGGAGAGGAUGGUCGAAAGUAUGCACGAUCCAACCAUGGCGCCUUACGUCAUUCCCGAACAGAUCAGAGACAAUGCGCUCUCAGAUAUCCACUCCUCGGCUAAGCGACAAAAGCUAUGGAGUCGCGUGAGGAGCGUCGUCGAAUCUAACGCUAAUAUACAGCUCAAGCAGCUAGAGAUACAGGGCGACAUUACCGAUGUGUUUGAAUGGAAGUCGUCGUGA